UCCGUCUGGAUUGCAUCCACAACCCCAAUCUUUUUUCAAUUUUCCUUUUCCCACAUAAACCUCCCAUUCAAAAGCCCUAAAUCAUUCAUCACCAUUUUCAAGCCAAUUUGAUCACAUCGCCAGGUUCCUCUCAACUUCCACGCCAUUAAAUGAUGAUGAAGUUGAACCAGACCUCAUAAUCGAGCUUCUAAUUCAGAAAUUCGGGUGGAACUAUGUCUGUCGCCGAGCUCAAAGAGAGGCACUUAGCUGCUACGGAAACUGUUAAUUCUCUCAGAGAACGGUUAAAGCAAAAACGACUUCAACUUCUCGAUACCGAUGUUGCGGGGUAUGCGAAAGCGCAAGGGAAGACUUCAGUUGCCUUCGGCCCGACUGAUCUGGUUUGUUGUCGGACCUUACAAGGGCACACUGGAAAGGUGUAUUCACUGGAUUGGACGCCUGAAAAGAACCGGAUAGUUAGCGCAUCACAAGAUGGAAGAUUGAUAGUUUGGAAUGCUCUCACAAGUCAGAAAACACAUGCGAUUAAGCUACCAUGUGCGUGGGUGAUGACAUGUGCAUUCUCUCCAACUGGACAAUCAGUUGCAUGUGGAGGGCUUGAUAGUGUAUGCUCCAUUUUUAAUCUUGCAUCACAAGCUGAUAAAGAUGGUAAUAUACCAGUGUCAAGAAUGCUUAGUGGACACAAGGGUUAUGUGUCUUCUUGUCAGUAUGUUCCUGAUGAAGAUAAUCAUUUGAUAACAAGUUCUGGUGAUCAGACAUGUGUUUUGUGGGAUAUAACUACUGGAUUAAGGACUUCUGUUUUUGGAGGAGAGUUUCAAUCAGGACACACUGCUGAUGUUUUGAGUGUUUCAAUAAACGGAUCAAACUCAAGAAUGUUUGUUUCGGGUUCUUGUGAUGCAACUGCACGUCUGUGGGACACACGAGUUGCAAGUAGAGCAGUAAGAACAUUUCAUGGGCAUGAAGGGGAUGUGAAUUCAGUCAAAUUCUUUCCAGAUGGAAAUAGAUUUGGAACAGGAUCUGAUGAUGGAACUUGCAGACUUUAUGACAUCAGAACUGGACAUCAAUUACAAGUUUACCCUCAGCAGCAGGGUGCUGAUGCCCCUCCUGUGACUUCUGUUGCUUUUUCUGUAUCUGGAAGGCUUUUGUUUGCUGGAUAUUCAAAUGGUGAUUGCUUUGUGUGGGAUACUUUAUUGGCAAAGGUGGUUUUGAACUUGGGAUCUCUUCAGAACUCACAUGAUGCGCGUGUCAGCUGUUUGGGGUUGUCUGCAGAUGGCAGUGCCUUGUGCACAGGAAGUUGGGAUACAAAUCUUAAGAUUUGGGCUUUUGGAGGUCAUAGAAGAGUGGUUUGAAUGAGGGAGGUGUUGGUAAUCUUUGUUUCUAGAAUGAAGGGCAAUUAAUGGUUUUAGUAGUAGUAAUUUAGUAAAUAUAUUUAUGUGACUUUGGUAAUCAUGAUUUAGAAAAUCAUAUUCGAAUGUAGGAUCAUGAUCUUAUUUGAAUAAAAUUUUUAAGUAAAUUGUAGGAAAUAACAA
Molecule: messenger RNA, 1523 nt
Organism: Lactuca sativa (garden lettuce)
Lineage: Eukaryota; Viridiplantae; Streptophyta; Magnoliopsida; Asterales; Asteraceae
Gene: AGB1
Product: GTP binding protein beta 1
Biological process (GO): signal transduction
Molecular function (GO): protein binding
Source: RefSeq, a predicted model, not a curated record